Messenger RNA from Solanum verrucosum, 486 nucleotides. RefSeq names its product mitochondrial import inner membrane translocase subunit TIM14-2. Gene Ontology annotation, cellular component: PAM complex, Tim23 associated import motor. Gene Ontology annotation, biological process: protein import into mitochondrial matrix. The transcript is spliced from 2 exons. Lineage: Eukaryota; Viridiplantae; Streptophyta; Magnoliopsida; Solanales; Solanaceae. Gene Ontology annotation, molecular function: ATPase activator activity. The record is from RefSeq and is a predicted model, not a curated record. Bases 134 to 448 code for a protein of 104 amino acids.
UAGGCACCGUACCUCGCCUCAGAUAAAUGCCUCAUAGUCUGGUAUUUAAGUGGAGAAGGGUAUUUUGUCUUGUUUACACUCGAAAUUUACAUGAUUCUAAAUUGUGCUUCAGGUCGCGCCAUUAGUAGCAGGAAUGGCUAUAGCCGCUGCUGCAUAUGCUUCAAGGUAUGGAGUCCAGGCAUGGCAAGCAUUUAAGGCCAGACCUCCCACUGCGAGAAUGCGCAAGUUUUAUGAAGGAGGUUUUCAGCCUACAAUGAACAGAAGGGAAGCAGCUCUGAUUCUUGGAGUCAGGGAAAGCACUGAAGAAGAUAAAGUGAGGGAAGCUCAUAGGAAGGUGAUGGUAGCUAACCAUCCAGAUGCAGGAGGUAGUCACUACCUUGCUUCUAAAAUAAACGAGGCGAAAGACACUUUACUUGGACAGACGAAGAGCAAUGGAUCCGCGUUCUAGGCUACACGAAAUUUUUGCUGGUGCUUAGACAUUCCAAA